Messenger RNA from Bubalus bubalis (water buffalo), 2616 nucleotides. It is a transcript of the gene CLIC6, whose product is annotated as chloride intracellular channel 6. The transcript has 6 exons. Gene Ontology annotation, molecular function: D2 dopamine receptor binding; D4 dopamine receptor binding; D3 dopamine receptor binding. Gene Ontology annotation, cellular component: plasma membrane. Bases 428 to 2395 code for a protein of 655 amino acids. The record is from RefSeq and is a predicted model, not a curated record. Lineage: Eukaryota; Metazoa; Chordata; Mammalia; Artiodactyla; Bovidae.
CCAGGAGGGAUGGAGGUGGCACCGGGCACUCUUGGUCAACCUCCGAACGCGGAGCCAGGCACCUCCACGGGUGCAGGCGCUAAGCGGCCCUCCCCAGCCGCGCACUGCACCCCCGCGGGCGCCAUUCCAGGGAACCAAGGUCGGAAUUAGGGGUACAGGUGGGAAGCAGACGCGGAACCAGGGAGAAACAGGAGCGGUGAAAUAACCCAGAGAGCUUAAGCCCGGGAGAAGGGGCGCGGCGUCUUCUGACUAGAGGAUUUCGCCCCGCGCGCCCAGCGCACCGCUCAGGCGCCGCCAGAGCCCGGAGCAGGGGUGUCCUCUCCGAGGGGGUGCAACGGUCCCCCGCGCCGUGCCCUUCGCCUAGCGCCAACCGGCUCCUCAGCAGAGUCCAGGAAGGGUCUCCGGUUCAAGACAGGGAUCUACGGCCAUGGCCGAGGUCGCGGAGCUGGAGGGGGGCGCCCCGCGUCCUCGGAGCCCGUCCGGGGGCCCGGCGCUUCAGGAGGAGAGGCGGGACGAGCCGGAGGCCGCCGGCCCGAAGGCUCAGCGAGAGGAGGCUAGAGAGGGCCCCGCGGAGGCGCCGAGGGGCGAAGGGGCGGGCGCAGCCGCGACGGCCGAGGGGCCCGAGGGAGAAGGCCCGGGACCGGCCGGAGGGCGAGCGGGCGGGCUGGAACCCGGCUCUGGCGGGGGCCCAGGAGCCGAGACGCGGGGCGGGAGCGGGGCGCAGGGCCAGGCCGAGGCAGGGGAGGACGCCCGCGAGGGAGAGGGGCUGACGAGCGGCGCGGAGCCGGAGGAGGAGGCGAGCCCCGGGCCAGGCGCGCAGGGCGAGGAGCCGGGGGAGGUUCAGGCGGGGCCCAGGGAUCCCGCUGCCUUGAACGCGAAGGAAGAGGCGGGGAGCGGGCCGGGGGAGCCGGCCGGCAGCGCGCCUGGGGCAUCCGGGGCGCGCGUGGACGCCCCGGAGUCGGUGGGGGAAAGCGUGGUAGCCGAGGGGUCGAUGGGGGCCCUCGUGGACGCCCCGGAGUCGGUGGGGAACAGCGUGGACUCCGAGGGGUCGGUGGGGGCCCGCGUGGACGCAGAGGGGCCGGGGGGGGAGAGCGUGGGAGCCGAGGAAUCGAUGGCGGAUAGCACAGAUGUCGGGGGGCCAACGGGGGCCAGCACGGAUGUCGGGGGGCCGACGGCAGGAGCGCAGGGCGCCGAGGGUGAGCCCCGGGACGGAGGGGACCUCAGACCCCAGUCCCAGGCAGAGGCGAUUGAGGCCCCAGCGGCGGAGAGCGCGGGGUGCACCCCCGGGGAGCUUGUGCGAGGGCCUCGGGGUUCAGCGGAGGAGACGGGCGACCCCGAGGGAGAGGAGUCGGGGGAAGCGGCCCCAGGGGACGCGAGAGCAGAGGCCGGUGAGGACGCGGAUCAGGGUGGGCCCCAGGGGCAGGCGGAGGAGGCCGAAGAGGAGAGGCCGGAACGGGGUCUCCAGGGGCCAGACGAGGAGGCCACGGCCGGGGGCGAGGAGGAGCCCCCCGACGGCACCGCGGCUGGAGAGGCGAUCCAGCCGGCGGAGGUCGGGGAGCCCCAGGCCGACCUGAGCAACCACCUGGCGGACAAGCGCAGCGCUGAACGCGGCGGUGGGACAGUGCCCGAGAACGACGGCCAGGAGGGCGGCGAGGCGUCCGAGGAGGGGCCCCCGGGGCAGGACCACGACAUCACCCUCUUCGUGAAGGCUGGCUGUGAUGGUGAGAGUAUUGGAAAUUGCCCAUUUUCUCAGCGUCUCUUUAUGAUUCUCUGGCUAAAGGGCGUUAUAUUUAAUGUGACAACAGUGGACUUGAAAAGGAAACCCGCGGACCUGCAGAACUUGGCUCCCGGCACCAACCCACCUUUCAUGACUUUUGAUGGUGAAGUCAAGACAGAUGUGAAUAAGAUCGAGGAGUUCUUAGAGGAGAAAUUGGCUCCCCCAAGGUACCCUAAGCUGGGGACCCAACACCCUGAAUCUAACUCUGCUGGAAAUGACGUGUUUGCCAAGUUCUCAGCAUUUAUAAAAAACACCAAGAAGGAUGCAAAUGAGAUUUAUGAAAGGAACCUGUUAAAGGCCCUGAAGAAGCUAGAUAGUUAUCUGAACAGUCCCCUGCCUGAUGAGAUAGAUGCCUACAGCACCGAGGAAGCUGCUAUUUCUGGACGGAAGUUCCUGGAUGGCAAUGAGCUCACGCUGGCUGACUGCAACCUCUUACCCAAGCUCCACAUUAUUAAGAUUGUGGCCAAGAGAUACAGAGAUUUUGAAUUUCCUUCUGAAAUGACUGGCAUCUGGAGGUACUUGAACAAUGCAUAUGCUCGGGAUGAAUUCACAAACACAUGUCCUGCCGACCAGGAGAUUGAACACGCAUAUUCAGAUGUUGCCAAAAGAAUGAAGUGAACCUGGGCUGUUUUCUGUCUCAUUUCUCAGCUAUGUGAGCUAGACUAUGAAAAGAGUGUCUCCUUUGUGUUUUCCUCCCAGUAACCAUUCUUUGCAAAAUAAUGCCCAUACUUUAGCAAUGUGGAUACCAUAGCAUGAUCCACUCAACAGGAAAUGAUUCCUAGCCUUGUAAUUUGUCAGCUCACUUGUGUAUCUGAAUAAUACCAGUAUCUGUUGUUAUA